Lampris incognitus (smalleye Pacific opah) is the source of this 7036-nucleotide messenger RNA. Its product is annotated as inositol 1,4,5-trisphosphate receptor type 3-like. The record is from RefSeq and is a predicted model, not a curated record. Gene Ontology annotation, cellular component: membrane; endoplasmic reticulum. Gene Ontology annotation, molecular function: inositol 1,4,5-trisphosphate-gated calcium channel activity; inositol 1,4,5 trisphosphate binding. Gene Ontology annotation, biological process: calcium ion transport; transmembrane transport. Lineage: Eukaryota; Metazoa; Chordata; Actinopteri; Lampriformes; Lampridae.
UGCAGGCAGACAGACCGACACACACACACACACACACACUCAUAAGUACACUUACACGCACACACGCACGCGUUGACAGACAGACGAGCGAGGAGCGAGCAUGAAGACAGGAGCGCGUCUGUCUGUCUCUCUGUGCGCUUCACGCGCUAACAACUUUCCAACUCAAACCGACGAUUAAAGCGCACAGCAGUUUAACGAGAGACAGACAGACAGACAGACAGACAGAGAGACAGACAGACAGAGAGACAGACAGAGAGAGAGAGAGAGAUUUCUCUAAAGUGGACUUCAGUUAUUUAGUCGGAACCGGAGUUUGGAGGUGACUUCGGCCCGGCCGAGUUUUCCGUCGGCUGAAAGUCGGAGCCGAAGUGCUCAGGCGGAGGACCGAGAGGAGGAGGAGGAGGAGGAGGAGAAAAAGGGGAAGGAGAGACGCGAAGUGGAGAACAGUUUCUUGACUUGUUUCCCCGCUGACAACCGGCGGCUGCUCAUCCAUCAUGUCAGACUCCGCGUCCAGCUUCCUUCACAUAGGAGACAUCGUGUCUCUGUACGCGGAAGGUUCCGUCAACGGAUUCAUCAGCACGCUGGGGUUGGUAGAUGACCGCUGUGUGGUAGAACUGACUUCUGGAGACUUGGAGAACCCCCCUAAGAAGUUCAGAGACUGCCUGUUUAAGGUCUGUCCGAUGAGCAGGUAUUCUGCCCAGAAACAGUUCUGGAAAGCCAAGCAAGCCAAACACGAGAAGGACAAGAUUGCUGAUGUGGUUUUACUGCAGAAACUACAGCAUGCAUCUAACCUGGAGCAGAAGCAGAACGAGACAGAAAACAGGAAAGUUCACGGAGACGUGGUUAAAUACGGCACCGUCAUCCAGUUACUCCAUAUGAAGAGUAAUCGGUAUCUGACAGUGAAUAAACGCCUGCCGGCCCUGUUGGAGAAGAACGCCAUGAGGGUGACGCUGGAUGGGACGGGAAACGAGGGCUCCUGGCUCUUCAUCCAACCCUUCUGGAAGCUCCGGGCCAAUGGAGACAAUGUGGUGGUUGGAGACAAGGUGAUCCUGAACCCUGUGAAUGCUGGUCAGCCCCUGCACGUCUCCAACUAUGAACUGAUAGACCACCCAGACUGCAAGGAGGUGAACUCUGUGAACUGCAACACCAGCUGGAAAAUCAACCUGUUCAUGAUGUACAGUGAUCACAGGGAGGAGGUGCUGAAAGGAGGAGAUGUGGUCAGGUUGUUUCAUGCUGAGCAGGAGAAGUUUCUGACCUGUGAUGAGUACAAAAGCAAGCUUCAUGUUUUUCUCAGAACAACACUGAGACAGUCGGCGACCUCCGCUACCAGCUCCAACGCACUGUGGGAGGUGGAGGUUGUCCAUCAUGACCCGUGUCGUGGGGGGGCGGGACAUUGGAACAGCCUGUAUCGCUUUAAACACCUUGCCACCGGCAACUACCUGGCCGCUGAGGAGAACCCAGGCUACAAGGGAGACAGUGCUGACAUCAACGCCUCGAUGGAUGGUAGUCGUAGCAACAAACGAAGCCAAGGUGAGAGGAUCAAGUAUAAACUGGUUGCGGUGCCUCAUGGGAAUGACAUCGCGUCUUUGUUUGAGCUGGACCCGACCACCCUGCAGAAGACUGACUCAUUUGUGCCCCGGAACUCAUAUGUCCGUCUGAGACACCUGUGUACCAACACCUGGAUCCAAAGCACCAACGUCCCCAUCGACAUCGAGGAGGAGCGACCCAUCAGGCUCAUGUUAGGGACGUGUGCUACUAAAGAGGAUAAGGAGGCCUUUGCCAUCGUCUCGGUUCCUGUGAUGGAGAUCAGAGAUCUGGACUUUGCCAAUGAUGCCAGCGCCAUGCUGAGUGUGGUGGUGGGGCAGUUCAACCAGGGCUUCAUCAGCCAGAACGAACGCAGCUGGGAGUAUACUCUGAAUGGUUCUUUUGAGAACAAGUCAUUUAUUCCCUUGGCCUCUGGCAUAUCUCUCCAGCCUUGCAGCCAGAGCUCUAAGAGUCGUUCUAUCUCUCUGCCUCUGGAACUUGAGGCUCAGAUUGGCUCCAUGUUGUCUUCUUCUGCCCUCAACUCUCUCUCUCGCUCCCACCCAAACUACAAAUCCUCCUCUCGCUCCUCCCGGCCUACAGCCCCCACAAACCCCUGGGACUACAAGAACAUCAUAGAGAAACUACAGGACAUAAUUAACACUUUGGAGGAGCGUUUGAAGCCAUUGGUGAACGCCGAGCUGUCCGUCUUAGUGGACGUCCUCCAUCAGCCAGAGCUUCUGUUCCUGGAGGGGACCGAUGCCCGACAGCGCUGCGAAUCUGGAGGCUUCAUCUCCAAGUUGAUCCAGCACACCAAAGCCUUGAUGUCUGCAGAGGAGAAGUUGUGUAUCAAGGUGUUGAGGAUGCUACAGGAGAUGCUCAUUAGAACCCUCGACUUUGAUGAGCGGGGUGUAGCUCUUCGUAAGGUGUUGCUGCAGAAUUACCUCUUCCCCAACAAGAAGAGCAACCCCAAGACUGAACUGGCUGAUCUGGGAGCAGGAGGCGGGGAGCAGGAGAGGGACUGGUCUGCGGUUGCUGCAGUUCAGUGUCGUUUGGACCGUGAAGGAGGUACCAGACUCACCGACCUGGUGAUGAGCACCAAAAAUGACAAAAUCUUCCAGGAGAGCAUCGAGCUAGCGAUCUGUUUGCUGGAGGGAGGCAACACUGAGAUUCAGAACUCCUUCUACAAGCUGAUGAUGGGGGAUAACAAAUCGGAGAAGUUCUUCAAGGUCCUCCAUGAGCGAAUGAAGGAAGCCCAGAUGGACAUAAAGGCCACCGUGUCAGUAAGUGGGGAGAUGAGCAACAAGGCCAAUGAGAAGGAUCUGGAGAACGGGGGUUUGUAUUUGCUUGUGUAUGGCCAGGCCAUCAACCCGGUAGCAGGUCCCGCCUCCCUGCCAGCUCAGCCAAUAGUGGAGCAGAAAGAGGUUGAUACAGAAAUGGGACCUGCUGUUACUAUGAUGAAGCCGAUCCUCAGGUUCCUCCAGCUGCUCUGUGAGAACCACAAUCAAGACCUACAGAACUUUCUGCGUUGCCAGAACAAUAAGACCAACUAUAACCUGGUUUGUGAGACUCUUCAGUUCCUGGACAUCAUGUGUGGAAGUACCACCGGUGGUUUGGGGCUGCUGGGACUUUACAUCAAUGAGUCAAACGUCCAUCUGAUCACACAAACCCUGGAGACGCUCACAGAGUACUGCCAGGGGCCCUGUCAGGAGAACCAGACAUGCAUUGUGACGCAUGAGUCCAACGGCAUUGACAUCAUCACAGCACUGAUCCUGAAUGACAUCAGUCCUCUCUGUCGGUACCGCAUGGAGAUGGUACUACAACUGAAGGACAAUGCUUCCAAGCUGCUGUUGGCUCUGAUGGAGAGUCGUCAUGACAGCGAGAAUGCAGAGAGAAUUCUGUUCAACCUUCGACCCCGAGAACUGGUUGACGUCAUAAAGAAGGCCUACCAACAGGAGAGUGAGUUUGAGGAAAGCGAGGUCUCUCCCAGGGAGGUUGGACAUAACAUCUACAUCCUGGCACUGCAGUUGGCCCGGCACAACAAGAUCCUGCUGAACCUCCUGAAACCUCCAAAGAGGAGCAAAGAGGAUGGAGAGGAGGGAAUCUCCUCCAUGCUGAACCUGAACAACCGCCCUCUGUCUCAGAUGUUGAAGUCUUCAGCACCAAAUACUGUGGUAGAACAAGACCCGCUGGAACACUAUGACCAACUCACUGCCCAGAUAGAGAUAGUGCGUGAGGAUCGCAGUAUGGAGCAGAUUGUUUUUCCCGUUCACCCCAUCUGUGAAUUCCUGACAGAGGAGUCCAAGUUCCGUGUGUUCAACACAACUGAGCAAGAUGAUCAGGGGUCAAAGGUCACCCACUUCUUUGAUCAGGCCUCCUUCCUCCAUGGAGAGAUGGAAUGGCAGAAGAAGCUGAGGAGUAUACCUGUGUUAUACUGGUUUUCUAGAAGGAUGACACUAUGGGGCUCCAUCUCCUUCAAUCUGGCCGUCUUCAUCAACCUCAUCAUUGCUUUCUUCUACCCAUAUGACUCUGGACAAGGAGCGAUAGACGACUCACUGUUGCUGAUGCUGUUCUGGAUCUUGGCUGGUCUUUCUGUUCUGGGGCUCUUCUCUCAGCGUUACGGCCUCAGACCGCUCACCGUGGCUCUGAUUCUGCGCUCCAUCUACCACCUUGGCAUCGGCAACACCCUGGUGCUGCUCGGGACGCUCAAUCUCAUUAACAAGGUGGUGUUUGUGGUGAGUUUUGUCGGGAACAACGGGACGUUUAUUAUGGGAUAUAGAGCGAUGGUGAUGGACGUGGAGUUCCUGUAUCAUCUGGGAUAUGUCCUGACCUCAACGCUGGGACUGUGUGUGCACGAGCUCUUCUACAGUAUACUGUUGUUUGACCUGAUCUAUCGUGAGGAGACCUUGUUUAAUGUGAUCAAGAGCGUGACCCGUAACGGUCGCUCCAUCCUGCUGACUGCGCUGCUGGCGCUCAUCCUGGUCUAUCUUUUCUCCAUCGUCGGUUUCUUGUGCCUCAAAAACGAUUUCAUCAUGGAGGUCGACCUACUGCCACAGAUAGCCGAAGGUCACAGCCAAGCCCCUCCGGACAUCCUGGAGUCCUGCUCAGCAGACGGAGUGAGCUGCACCGUCGAGACCACGGCUGUGACUGCUGCUAAAGAUGAUGAGGAGGAUAACACAGAGCGUGCAUGUGACACUCUGUUAAUGUGUAUUGUGACGGUGCUGAAUCACGGUCUGAGAAACGGAGGAGGGGUUGGAGACGUUCUUCGAAAACCAUCAAAAAACGAGCCGCUGUUUCCAGCCAGGGUGGUUUAUGACCUGCUCUUCUACUUCAUAGUCAUCAUCAUCGUCCUCAACCUGAUCUUCGGCGUCAUUAUCGACACGUUUGCUGACUUGAGAAGUGAGAAGCAGAAGAAAGAGGAGAUACUCAAGACCACCUGUUUUAUAUGCGGUCUGGAGAGAGACAAGUUCGACAACAAGACGGUGUCCUUUGAGGAGCACAUUAAACUAGAGCACAACAUCUGGAACUAUCUCUACUUCAUCGUCCUGGUCCGUGAGAAAAACAAAACCGACUACACCGGACCCGAGAGCUAUGUAGCAUACAUGAUCAAGAAUAACAACCUGGACUGGUUUCCGCGGAUGCAGGCGAUGUCUCUGGUGGUUACUGACGGCGACAGCGAGCAAAAUGAAAUGAGGAUGUUACAGGACCGAUUAUCGACUACCAUGAAGGUGGUGACCACCCUGACUACCCAACUGACCGAGCUAAAGGAACAGAUGACAGAACAGAGGAAGAGGAGGCAGAGGAUGGGUUUUGUCGAUGUCCAAUCAGGAGCCGCUGCUGCGCUCCCCCCUAGUGCAGCGGGAGGGAACCACCAGAUGUACAAAUCAUGAAGACAGAAAGACAAGACUUCCUUUUUCUGUCCUAAGAGAGAACCAGCAGACAUAAUACAUCUGAGAAGAGACUGUUUGACACUCAAACCACACUGACAGAGACAGUCAUGGAUAGUCAUGACGCAACAGAAACAUUACAUCAGAGAGGAUGGUUUGGGACAACAUUUGGUACUUGAAUUUGUGAACAUGUUGAGAUGGGUGUGCGUGUGUUUGUGUGUAAACACAUAAAAUCUAAUCCGUUUGUGUUUGAAAGUGAUCUGUUCGGGCUCUGAUUUUUCUCUUGAAAGUGUCGGAAUUAGCACACAGGUAAAAGAGACUGGCAAGAGGUUGGCGUUUCAGUUUCAUCAUGAGUAGACAAGAAGUUGUAUGUGUGUGUGUGUGUGUGUGUGUGUGUGUGUGUGUGUGUGUGUGUGUGUGUGUGUGUGUGUGUGUGUGUGUGUGUGUUCGUUCUUGAGAAUUUUAGGGGAUUCAGGCCAGGUGUCUAUUCACAUUUCAGUCACUUUGAUUAACAAAUGAAAGUAGUUUUAUCAGUUAGAAACCUCAUUUUCCUGCUAUCUGACCAGGUGGAGGUCACCUCCGUCUGCUGAGAAUUUAAAUCUGAAGGAACUUAACUAGAGAACCCACCGUACCUUACUGAAUGUGAAGGGAACUGAACCGGCCAUAUAUAUAUAUUAUGUGUGAAUCAUGAAAUAUUAUAAUUUUAGUGAUAUAUGUAUACUAUUGUUAUUGUGAUUUAAUAGUAAUAUAUUUAUAGAGAUGAACUCUUUUUUAACAUGUGACGCUAACGUAGUAUAGACACUGGACUGAGUUGUUUUAACUGAAGUGAAAUUAUAUAGAUCUCCCUCUCACCCUUUUUCUGUUGGUGUAUGUCCUCCUCAAGCUUGGGUCCUCUUCCAGAGGCCUGGGAGUUUGAGGGUCAGUUUCUUAGUUGUUCCUAGAACUGCACUCUUCUGUACGAAGACCUCAGAUGUUGUUCCUGGAAUCUACUGGAGCCACUCUCCCAGUUUGGGAGGUCACAGCCCCUGGUGCUCCUAUUACCACUGGGACUAUUGUGGAUUUCACCUUCCACUUCCGAUCUGGUUCUUCCCUCAGCCCUUGGUAUUUCUCAAGCUUCUCGUGCUCUUUCUUCCCGAUGUUGCCAUAACUUGGGAUUGAUCUGAGGCCUCUGUCCAGAAGUGUGUAGUCCUAGGGACAGCUAAGAUACUGUGCAGAACCCUCAAACUCACAGGCCUCUGGUUAAGGACCCGAGCUUGAUGAAGACACACACCACCUGAAAAAGGGUGAGAGGGAGAUUUAUAUAUAUUAUAUAUAUUAUAUGCUAGCAAACUGACUAGCAAGCACCAGGUGUUUUUUAUGUCAAUAUUGACUUCAGAUAAUUAUCUGGGAACUAAAUGCCCUUGGCUUUAAAAAGUAAAAGUGUAUCAUUGUGAAGUGAGCAACAUCUUUUGGGUGAAGUCCUUUUUAACCUAAUCUAAUUUUAUUCCUUUAAAAUGACUUUGAUUAAAAUGCCUUUUUCGGAUACAAUAUACCUGUUUCAAGAUCUACAUGAAGAUGCAAACCUUUGAAAAUGUUCUAUCUUCAGAUGUGAUGUUGAAGGCAGCUAAGCUUGUUAUCUUUAAGUUUUGAAA